GUGCGUUUCCAUAUUGCGCACGUGCGCAGUGCUCCUUCAGCUACAGUUCUACCUGUAGCUUGCCGGUCUUCCGGCGGCUCUGCGCAUGUGCAUUCGCUACUCUUUUUGAUGCUGAGAGAGCCUCUGGUUGGGAAGAUGGCGGCUUCGAGUACGCGGCAGGAGGAGAAAGAUGAUUACAUGUCGGAUGUGUUCGUCAAUUUGCAGCAGGAUGUUAAACCAGGACUGAUAAUGGUCAGGAGAGUGAAAGAAGAAAUCCUUAAGAGAGAGCGUGCAAUGGAAUUGAUCCUGGAAAACAAGCAGAAGAGCAAAAAAGAAGAGGAGAAAGAGAGACGUGAGACUAAAUUACAGAGCUCGUUAGGAAGUGAAAACAAGGGCUUCACGUUGCUUCAGAAGAUGGGAUAUAAAGAAGGUCAUGGUCUUGGCAAAAGUGGAAAUGGAAUUGUUGAACCUAUUCCACUGCAGAUUAAGACUGGACGUGGUGGAAUUGGCCAUGAGGCAGCACAGAAACGGAAAGCUGAGGAAAAGAUAGAACAUCGCAAACAAAUGUCACAAAUGAAAAAACGAGCAGAAGAAUUUGCCCUUAGUGAAUAUAGGCUACAGGUCAGGAAAAAAAAGGAUCAACUUCAGAUGGAAGGAGAUUUAAGGAAGAGUCAAGUUGCCUGUCAACAGCUGGAUUUACAAAAGGGUAUAGAUGUUCCACAAGAAGCAUGGUAUUGGUUACCCACUUCCGUCGAUGAUGAUGAUGAUGAUGAUGGAAAGGAGGAGGAAGAAGAAUCAAGUGGACGGGAUUAUGAAAUGUUUCGCACAACUGAGGAAAAACUGCUGAUUUUGACCAGCUAUCUCAGGAGAAAAUAUUUCUACUGUGUCUGGUGUGCAAUUUCUUACCAAGAUGAGGAAGACCUAUCUGAUAACUGUCCCGGGGAUUGUGCUGCUGACCACUGCUGACUGAUGAAGCACAGUACAGAGCAAACAGAAAUAGCAUUGGUGGUGGCAUGGCACUGCACUGCACUUCUGAGAUUGGAAUGGAGUGUUCUGAAUAUGAAAAAAAACUUCUAAAACUCCGUUGUCAAUUCCGAGCUGGUGUUGGCGAUGUGUGCUCCAACUUGUAUUUGAAGAAAAUGAACUGAAUGAUGCCAUUUCCAUUGUGAUACUGGACUCUCUCACCUUUACAACCUUUUGACAGAUGGGCAACUGUACAUGUAAAAUAUUUGUACUUUUGACAUUUUAUUUUAAAGUACCUCUGUAUUUAUUGAUUUA
This is a messenger RNA of Rhincodon typus (whale shark), 1257 nucleotides long. It is a transcript of the gene gpatch11, whose product is annotated as G patch domain containing 11. The transcript is spliced from 8 exons. Bases 109 to 945 code for a protein of 278 amino acids. Lineage: Eukaryota; Metazoa; Chordata; Chondrichthyes; Orectolobiformes; Rhincodontidae. Gene Ontology annotation, molecular function: nucleic acid binding. Gene Ontology annotation, cellular component: kinetochore. The record is from RefSeq and is a predicted model, not a curated record.